AUGCGGUGGUGCGGGUCGUGCACUUACUGUGGAGCCGCACGCGUCCACCAGCCCAAUGGCGCCGCACUGCACACUCCGCCACAGCACCACUCCACCGCUGUGCUUCACAGAGCACCGCUACAAUUAAAGAAAAAAACAACGUUUAAGCAACAGGUGGCACACAACCCCGUAGAAAAAGAAGCCGAAGCCCAAAACAAAGAGGGGGAUGAUGUACGCCCAACAACGGGCAGCAGCCACGCAUUCCUGCAAGAGCCAGGGCGCACUAAGCACACACACAAGAGAGAGUCAUUUAGAAGAAUACUUCAGAGAAAGCCCGCUCAUGUGGGCGGCGCACAAUCAUGUGCGAAGCAAAGCCCAUUACAGCAGUGA
Molecule: messenger RNA, 369 nt
Organism: Trypanosoma grayi
Lineage: Eukaryota; Euglenozoa; Kinetoplastea; Trypanosomatida; Trypanosomatidae
Exons: 1
Coding region: 1-369 (122 amino acids)
Source: RefSeq, a predicted model, not a curated record